Molecule: messenger RNA, 8868 nt
Organism: Melanotaenia boesemani (Boeseman's rainbowfish)
Lineage: Eukaryota; Metazoa; Chordata; Actinopteri; Atheriniformes; Melanotaeniidae
Exons: 10
Coding region: 373-8301 (2642 amino acids)
Biological process (GO): protein targeting; protein import
Cellular component (GO): membrane
Molecular function (GO): ABC-type protein transporter activity; ATP binding
Source: RefSeq, a predicted model, not a curated record
CUGAGUCGGUCCAGGCUGGAUUUAUUCCCAACAUGUUACCACUCCACGAGGCUGCACCAUGACUCAGUAGGGCGGUCUGCUUCUGGUGGUCAUGCAGGAGAAGCUCAGCUGUUUCUUGGAAAGCACGUGGGACCACAGGAAGCCCCCCGCCCUUCAGCUUAUUAAUCAGGACUGAGGCGGAGGAAGUCCCAGUUAAGAAUUUCCUGCUUCCCCUGGGGCUCGUCUAGCUGCAGGACCUGCUAGUAUUCAUUUUUGAUUCCUCUUCGUCCUGUUCGGGCUCGUGGGGACGGAUCUUUUCCCAGCUGCCAGAGGGGAGACACCUGCGCACGUUCCUAACCCUAACCCACACCUGUCAGCUGUCAGUCCUGGAUCAUGGGGAACGGUGGCUCCAUAACUAACAGGACUCCUUAUAACUGGAAAUUGGACAGAGGGAAAUGUUUAGGUGACGAUGUUUGUACUCUAUAUGGAAACAGCUGCAGAGAGUAUUCAGAAGAAAUCUUUGUCAAAUAUAAAAUGCUACUUGCUUAUGAGGACCACUCGGAGUGGGACCUCAGAUCUUGGGGUGAUGGAGAUUCAUUCAUCCUGAGAGAGAGCAGGAACCGCCAACACUUUGAACUGGUGAAUAAUUCCUCUGGACGGGUGGUCGACCGCUGCCCCCACUAUGGAAGAAUUGAGGAAGAAAGACAAGAGAAAGAAAAACAGGAGCGGGAGAGACGCCGGAGAGAAGAAGAGAAGAAGAGGCGUCAACAAGAGGAGCAACGCCGGAGAGAAGAAGAGAAGAAGAGGCGUCAACAAGAGGAGCAACGCCGGAGAGAAGAAGAGGAAAAGAGGCGCCAGGAGGAGCUUGAGCGAACAAGGAGGAUACAACAGAGGAUUGAAGAGGAGAAAUGGAAGAGGCGUCAACAAGCGGAGCAACGCCGAAGAGAAGAAGAGGACAAGAAGAGACGUGAAGAGGAGCAACACCAAAGAGACGAGGAGUUGAGGCGUCAGGAGGAGCUUGAGCUGCAACUAUGGAUCGAACAACAGAUUGAGGAGGAGAAACAGGAGCGGGAGAGACGUGAAGAAGAGGAGCGACACCAGAGAGACGAGGAGUUGAGGCGUCAGGAGGAGCUUGAGCUGCAACUAUGGAUCGAACAACAGAUUGAAGAGGAGAAACAGGAGCGGGAGAGACGUGAAGAAGAGGAGCGACACCAGAGAGACGAGGAGUUGAGGCGUCAGGAGGAGCUUGAGCUGCAACUAUGGAUCGAACAACAGAUUGAGGAGGAGAAACAGGAGCGGGAGAGACGUGAAGAAGAGGAGCGACACCAGAGAGACGAGGAGUUGAGGCGUCAGGAGGAGCUUGAGCUGCAACUAUGGAUCGAACAACAGAUUGAGAAGGAGAAACAGGAGCGGGAGAGACGUGAAGAGGAGCGACACCAGAGAGACGAGGAGUUGAGGCGUCAGGAGGAGCUUGAGCUGCAACUAUGGAUCGAACAACAGAUUGAAGAGGAGAAACAGGAGCGGGAGAGACGUGAAGAAGAGGAGCGACACCAGAGAGACGAGGAGUUGAGGCGUCAGGAGGAGCUUGAGCUGCAACUAUGGAUCGAACAACAGAUUGAGGAGGAGAAACAGGAGCGGGAGAGACGUGAAGAAGAGGAGCGACACCAGAGAGACGAGGAGUUGAGGCGUCAGGAGGAGCUUGAGCUGCAACUAUGGAUCGAACAACAGAUUGAGGAGGAGAAACAGGAGCGGGAGAGACGUCAACAUGAGGAGCGACGCCAGAGAGAAGAAGAGGAGAAAAGGCGUCAGGCAGAGCUCGAGCAAAGGAGGAGGAUCCAGGAGCAGAUGGAAAAGGAGAAUGAAGCCUCCAGGAAGAAACUCUCUCGAGCACAGUGGAGUUUUCAGGAGGAACAAAACCUGAAAGAACGAGUGUUUCAGCAGCAGCAGACUCAGGUUCUACACCAGAUGGUGGAAGAUCAUGCAGCUCACAUAGAGAGAGAUGAGCUGGCUGAUGUGCGUCAGAAAUUUGAAGAACUUCUGUCAAAGUACCAAAUUAAAGAGAAUGGACCUGAUAAAACAGACCUGGAAGACAGAAUGAAGACUCUCCAAAAUGAGCUAACAUUAGAUUAUUUUAGAGAACACUCGAACCCUAGUUGGUCACUGUGGGCUUUGGACCAGGCAACUGGAUAUGUGGACCUGUCUCUGACUGACAGGUUCAGUGUUCUGGAGGCAGUGGUAAAGGUUACCGUGGAAGGUGACCUGGAUUUAGAGGAUGUCCCUACAUCUGGACAAGACAAGAAGAUUGAAUUCCUUCUCAGUUUGCAAGAUCAACUCCAUGUUGCUAAUCCAACUCUGGCCAGAAAGGUUUUAAUCCAUGUUCUUAGUAUGACUUCACAGUUGUCCCAGGUAGGUAAGGAGAUCCUCAGUCAAAUACUGUUCAGCAACAUCUGGACACCUAAAGAAAUCAAGCUUUUCCUUGGAAGGACUGUAGGCAUGGAUCAGGAAACAGUUACACAGAUCCUCCACAAAGUGUGCACCUACAGGCUGAGCUGCCUCCCGGUUCUCUCUGCAGUGGAUGACGAAGAUCCCAUAGAGUUUAUUCAAGGCUGCAUAACAGACGAGGUGGACAAAGAUGUUGACACUAUCUUGAGAGAAAUGCAGGACAAGAGCUUUCCAGAUGACAUCCUGUCACAACUGGAAGAUAUUCUGCGAUAUGUUGAAGAAGAGUUGGCCAAGCAUAGAAGAGUGGACAUUAAUGAAACAACAGUUAAGGAAGGGAAAAAACAGAUAGCUGCACUUGAUUUAGCCAAUCCUGACCCUGAUACUCUGAAGAAAGUCCUGAUUGUGCUGUCUAUAGCUGUGAAGAAAUGCAGCACAUUCGUCACUGCAAGCGGUGAAGAAGUACAAGGCUACUUUCCCAGACUGACUCAGCUUGCAUCCUUGCUUUUACUGCUGCUGCCACAGAUCCAGGACAAAAGAGGUUGUCUCUUGGAAAUUGGAACUGGAGAAGGAAAGACUUGCAUUUUAGCCAUGUUUGCCAUGAUCCAGGCAAUGCAUGGUACAGCAGUGGACAUUGUGACAAGCUCCCCUUUACUUGCAAUUCGUGAUCAAGAAGAGUGGAAAAAACUCUAUGACCUGGUAGACGUAACAUCGUCCGCUGUACCUCCACAGCAUCAAGACAAAAGCACUUUUGAGGAUCAGGACAAGCGACUUGAGGAAGCAUACAAGAAGCAGAUAGUUUAUAGUACCGUCAGUACCUUUGCAGCAGAUAUACUGAAGCAGGAGUUUGAGAAGAAAACUACUCGAGGACAGAGGAAGUUUGAGUGUGUGAUAGUGGACGAGGUGGACUACAUGACGCUGGACAGCGGAGUUCAAGUGACCUUCCUGUCACACCAAACCAGUAGCUUGAGGCACGUGGAACAAGUCCUUGCAAGCAUCUGGGCCAUGGUGUCCGCCUGCCGUCCAAUAGAGAUGUUUGAAACAGGGGAGAUCCUGUGGGCAACCAGGAUCCAGCACUUUCACAAGACAGUGAAACAAGUUGUGAUUGGUACAGAAUCAGAGGAUUUUUCAGAAAACGAUCUACUGCUUCUGGGUGCAAAGUUGGGGUUUUAUUCACAGGAGGACACAGAUGGACUGAAUGAAGCAGUGAGUGAAACAGAUCCAGAGAAGGACAGCUACGAGGGGAAUGCCAUGGAAGAAAUCAUGGCCAGGGUUGGACCUGAAGAGCAGUUUAAGUUGCUUAGAGAAGUUGAGACAACCGUUGGCAACAGUGUAAAUUGUUACUCACUAGUCAACAACAAAGCCAAACUGUUCAGAGACGAAAGCUCUCACAGAGAUCCAGAUAUCAGCAUGCUUCUACUACAGAAUGGACUGGCCUGUGAAAUCAUGUCCGAGAAAUCACUCAUUGAGAGAACUGUUGAACAUUUAAAACCUAGAAUUAAAUAUUCUAGAGAAUGUGCUCUGGACUCAAUGAAGGAAUGUGAGGGCUUUAUUGCGAUUCCUUCUUUCUUGAAGGAAUACCUUGAGAACCAAUUGGCAGUUUUUGCAGAGAAUGCCUUAAAAGCCAUCACAAUGACACCGGGAAGAGAAUACAUGAUUGACAAGGAGCCCGAAGCCAACAGAGUUGGUUUCAGUGGUGCUGAGAGUCAUCACUAUGAUGCCAUAAUUCCUGUGGACUUUCAGGCCAGUGGCGUGCUAGAGAAAAACAAGCGUUGGGGUGAUGGCCUGCAGCAGUUUUUGGAGAUGAAGCACCAGCUGGCCAUUUCACAGCUGUCCAAUGUAACAAAUUACAUGUCAAACGUCCACUUUUUUAAAAGGUACCUCAGAGGGAAAGGUAUUUUUGGGGUCUCUGGGACGUUAGGGGGCAAAGCUGAGAAAGCAUUUCUAGAACGGCAAUACAAAACAGCGAGUUACGUUAUUCCAUCGCACCGUCAUAAAAAGCUUGUUGAGCUGCCCGCAGUUCAGGUUAGAGGAGGAAAUCUAGAAUGGAUCAAGCUGAUCUGUGAAACUGCAUGGACAGUAGCAGAUAGAGGACAGGUUGUCUUGAUCAUCUGUGAGGACGUCAAGACUGCAAAUGACCUGAGGACUAAGAUGUAUGACCAACAAAGACGACCUUAUGAGAUGACCAUGUACACAAUCAGUGAAAAGCACAACAUCGAGAAACAGACGUUCGGCCAGGGAAACAUCAUCAUUGCUACCAACCUUGGAGGCCGUGGGACGGACAUACAUGUUCAGCAUGAAGUAAACGAGUCUGGAGGACUCUUUGUGCUUCUCACCUACUUUCCUGGAAGUCAUCGGGUGGAGAGACAGGUCUUUGGACGAACUGCCCGGAAAGGAAACCCAGGCAUGGUGCAGAUGAUACUCAACCAGGACCAUCUGGAACCAGCAUACCAAGGCCAUUCAGUGGAAACCAUGAAACAGCUUAGAGAGGAGUAUGAGGUCCACCAUUUAGAAAGCAUGGAGAAAAAUGAGCUGCUGGAAAUUGAAUUGAAGGAAGAUCUGUUCUCCAGAUUUUGUACAUUUCUCUGUGACUUUGACAAGAAUUACUCAGAGGAAGAGAAGAGUGACCUGACACAAACAAGACUAAAAGAUGUUCCAGAGUUUUUGAAGACCCAUCGUGAAAAGUUUGACUAUCAGCCUGCACUCAAUGCUUUGAAAGAAUCGUGGGCUUUGUGGCUCAUCCACAAUGAAGAGCACAUCAGUAAACAUGAUAACGUCAUCACGCUUAAAGAAGACCUCACUACGGACUUAAAGAAGACUGCUGAGCACCUCCUCCACGGUAAAACCAACAAUUUCUAUGACUUCGUUGAACUGGGAAAAUGCAGAACUUACAUGCAUCACAUCAACAAAAAUGAAAGUGACUAUGGAGCUUUGUCUUAUUGGCAGAAGGCUGCAGAGAGUGAUCCUUUCUACAGUGCUGUGGCACUCUAUAACCAAGCUUACAUCAAGAUCAACCUGCAAAAGACCAACUACAUAACUGAGGCGAAGAGGUUACUGGAGGAAGCAAAGACUGCAGUUGAUGUGUACCUCUCAGAAUCAACCAACACAAUGAUGUUUUGUAAUUUCUCAGUGACUAAAGACUUUACAUCCCACCACACUGACUGCAACCUGCAGGCCCAGAUGAAAGCCAGGAUGGCUGUCUUCAAAUCUUGGAAGGGAUACAUUGAAAAUGCUCUGGAAAGUCUCCAGAAAAUUGAAAGUAGCCAAAGUCGAGCAAUAACCGAGGAUUCCACUGUGUACAGUCUUUCAAGAGACAAAGAUCCUAUCACCACUAAGGAGCUGAUGGUCCUCCAUGAGUUCGGACUCAGCAUCGUGUUUGAGGUGAAAAAGAAGCCUGAGUUCUGCAUCGAUGCUCUUCUUUGUUUUGGUCUUGGUGUGCUCCAGGUAGCAGCAGGGUUUCUUGUUUGUGCUCUGUCAGCAGGUAGCGCCAGUCAGUUUGGACUUGGACUGAUUAGUGAGGGCGUAUCUGACAUGAUUGAUGGGGCUAGAGGCAUGACACAAGGAGGCUUUGAUUGGGCUGAGUGGGCAAUCUCCAAAGCCAUUAGCAUUGGGGUGUCUCUGGUCUUUGGUGGAUUGGGCAAACUGAACAAAGCAUUCAAGGCUGUACGUGGUGGAACAAAAGGCCUGAUCACCGGGGCUAAGAGUUGCUCUACCAUCACAGUAAAACAGUGUUUUAAACAUGCAACAAAGUAUGCAGUUCAGGAACUGGGGAAGCAAGGAUGUGCUGCUGCUCUGAACUAUGCUGUUGACAAAGGACUCACAGCUUUAUUCCAAACCGUUCUGAAGGAGGCCUUUAAGAACAAGGUGUUCUCAUUGAUGGUGAGACCUGGUGACCUGGAUCAGGUUCUUACUAACUUCAUCUGCUUGGGAAUACCAAAGGCUGCAAUUGAACAGGGUUUUGAAGACUUCAAAAUUGACAAGGGAUGUGAAAAAGAAAUUUGUCAAUCAGUGCUUAUAAUGACAGGAAGGAUCAUUCCUGACCUCAUGAUGGACUGUACCAUGGAUGAUAAGGUUCUUGACAGACUUUCACAGGUCUGCUGUGCUGUAGAACAACACGUAGGGAAACAUAAAGCACUGCAGUUGGCCAUAAAGGGUCUGAAUACAGCUAAAUAUAUUAAAGAUUUUGCACAGAUAUUCAAUUCUGUUCCCACAGAAGACGUCAUCAACAACACCUUCGUUCCUCAACUGUUGAAGACCAUGAAUAAAAACUUACCACAAGAAAAGUGUGACCAGGAUGGAAGACACCAAUUAUCAGACGUGAAGCGUCUUAAAGACGAACUCAUCAAUAAAAUUGCAGAAAGUGUUUCAGACUCAUUCGUUGAGGCUUGUUCCAGACACAUGACCUCCGUCGUUACCAGAGCAUGCAUGAGCAAAAUAAACCAUGUUGCUGGUACUGCUGUUAGCAAUGUACUCGGCAGGAGCAACACCCAAAGUUUCUUUGAUAACCAGGUGUAUAAGCACCACAUGAAACAGGCUUUCCAAGGUCAGAAUAAGUCCCUGUCAGAGGCUGACAAGAAGGACUUAGAUGGUUACAUUAAGGAAAUCACUGAUGUUGACCGCCCUGCUACAGCUUUGGACAUCCACAUCCUUACACAGAGUGACGCUCUUCAAGGCAAAGGCAUCAAAGUGGUUACGGUGGACAAACAUGGGAAGAAGCUUUCAGAGGAUUAUUAUCCAGGGAAGAAUAGCUCUGCAGACGACAUUGUGCUUCAGCUGAGGAAAGAUUCAGAAGCUCUACAACAAAAGGAGGGAUUCCUCUCAAAGGCCAGUAAAGUGAUCCGUGGUGAACAGAAGUCCUACACGGGACAUUUUGAACUUCUGAGACCAGACGGGUCUGUGGUCCCAGUACAUUCAGAGGGUCAAAACUGCCUGUAUCAUGCUGUUGUCCAGGCAAGCAGCAAAAACAAAGCUGAUCUGAAACAGGAGGCAGCGAGCCUUCGAAAUCAAGUCAAAGAUUCUAUCCAACAAAACCCGCAGAGAUACACAGCAGCUCUGAAGCUGCAGAGAGGAUAUGAAGCAGCAUCCAAAUCUCUUGGUAAAUACUCCAUCACCGGAGGAGCAAGAAAGGAAAGAGAUGAGAUCAGAGAACAAUAUCAGCAGGUGCUGAACAAGAUUAAGAACAAAGAUCCAAACAUUCAUGAUGUUAUCAAAGCCUACAAUCUUGGACUGGUUGGAGCGUAUGCGGAUGUUAUAGGCGUCCGGAGGGAAAAUACAUCAGCAAACAACAACACGGGACUUGUUGUUAACGCAGACCACAUCCCACCCCAAGACUCCUUUAAGAAGGCUUAUCAGGAGUUAGCUAGAACAGGAAAAUUAGACGAAUUUAAACAAAAGCAUCCAGGACUUUCUUCACUGAUUGAUGAAACUGGAAACCGUGGGUUGUGCAGGGAAGUUCUUGCAGAGCAUCACCAACGUGCCCUGACCACCGGCAACAGCUCAGAGUCUCGCAGGAUCAGGGAAAAACUCACUGAGGUGGUUCUUAGUGGAGAUACAGUUAAAGUGAUGAAGAUGUCACUGAUUGUGGCCAAUCCAGACAUGUCAGAGUCUCUGAGAAAAGAUGCUUGUAUCACCAACCGCACAUAUAGACCUGAUUACAUGUCCCCAGAGCAGUCGAGGGCAUACCAUAACAUUGGAGACCAUCUGUUGGUGGACGGAUACGCGGCAUCCAGAGUUUUAAACAACAAUCAGAGAGAACAGCUUCUAACGUGGCUGGAUCAGAAGGAACAAGUAAAAAACACUCCAGAGUAUCAGGAACUCCUCAGUGCGAUUGCAUCUUCCAAUGAAAAAGGCGACGUUACAAGAAAAAGAAGACAAUAUCUUUAACUGCUUAUUAUUCUGUACCUUUGUGAUUGCUGAGAUUUUUAUUUUAAACUUGGAAAAGUUCUGACAUUUGAUUGAUUUUAUGUGUGUUUUCAUCUGUGUAUUGUCCUGAAUAUAAGGACUGCAUACAUCUUGACUGUCAGCCAAGUGGCUCUCCGUUUCAUGUCUUGUCCACUGAUUUAUUUAUGUUUGAAUGAAAGAAACAGAUUAUUUAAUAAUCACUUCUGCUCCACAUUAAUAUAUAAACUAUGAGUUUAUUUAGUAAAAUUAAUUAAAUCACAUUGUUUUAACAAUAAUGUAAGUUUCAUUUUAACUUCAAGUGUAAAACUGUGGAGAAAAUUAUCAUAUUAAUUGAUGAGUCUCAAGCUAAACAAAUUGUCUUUCUGAGAUUAUUAACCCUUUAACUCUUUUAUUGUGUCACUUAAUGGUAAAAUCUUUGCGCCAAACCCUACUGUAUACAGUCUGAUACCUGUCUUCUGCCCCCUGGUGGAUACCUUUGACCUGCAUCAAUUCUGACAUAUCAUGUAGUAAUAAACAAGAUAUAUGCAAAUUAUUAAAAAAUUAUAUAUU